Messenger RNA from Tetrahymena thermophila SB210, 396 nucleotides. RefSeq lists its product as hypothetical. The record is from RefSeq and is a predicted model, not a curated record. NCBI's taxonomy places the organism in Eukaryota, Ciliophora, Oligohymenophorea, Hymenostomatida, Tetrahymenidae. The transcript has a single exon.
AUGUAUUUAUCAGUAUAAAAUAGGCUCUGUAAAAGAAGAUUGGUUACAGUUUUGCUUAGCAGAAUACCUAGUAAAAAUCUGAAAUACACAGUCAGCCUAACAAAUAGCACUAACAGCGACAUCAAUUUUUUCUUCUAUCUGUUCAAUUUUAAAAAGAGGACAGCUUAAUCAAUUAAUCUAAUUCUUAAAAAUAUAGCUGUUUAGAACAAUUUUUUAAAAUUCUAAUAAUUCUUAUCAAAAAACAAGAGAAGUCUGUUUGCUUGUCUGCAAAUGAAAAUACUUGAAAAAAAUAAUCCCUUCAUUGCUUUAUAUUGUAAGAAAAUGAAGAGAAUUUCUUAAAAGGGGAUUGGUUCUAUUUUUGUAAGCUUCAAUAAAAAAUAAUAAAAGAUAUAAUGA